GUUAAAAAUCCCCAUAAAAUAAUUCAAAUUGUUUAAUAACAAACAUGCAUAUGCCACCGUCCGUCACGCUGGGCUGCGCCGGCGCACCAGCACUGAGCACGCCAGUCACCUGUCAACCCGCGCUCUGCUCGCACGCACCGCGUCCGUCCCAACUCAAACACAUACGAAACGAAACGAACGUUCACUAACACGACUAAUUACUAACCAGUGAUUUGAAAAAAUAAUUGUGGUUGCGAGCGAUGAUAAAAUUACGCCUGUGAAGGCGAGAACGAAUCGAAAAUGUCAAUGUACAGAUUCGUAAAAGAAGGAGGCAGCAGCAAGCGCCUCUUUGUGCAAGGGACGCUCGAGAACGAAGAUUCGAAGCCUUUGAAGUCCAGCCUGAAGAAAUCGACACCGUCUCCCGUCGGCUCCCCCAUCACCACCAGCCUCAACUUGGCUUCCGUACCGAGGAGUCUCAGGGAGGGAUUAACAAAACACGAGACGGUGUACGAUGGUAACUACCCGGGCAUGGAAAGGACGUCGAGCUACCGAUCCGGAUCGUACCGCGAGGAGAGCUACAAUGGACGGAUAGUCCACGACGGGAACCAGACUCACUUUGAGUAUGACGCGGCCGACGGCGCGCUGGCCGUGCCUUCCUCGGCCGGCGGCUACGGGGUGUCGGAACUGCAGGCGAUUCACACGAACAAAAGAUUGUCGACCGAGAUACUAGGCUCUUCGCUAGAGUCGACGAAGAUCUCGAAGAAAAACGACAGCGGCCAGAGGCGAAUCACGACCAGAAUCGUGAAAAAGGUUACCACCCUCUCGCGAGGGGAGGAGAAAGCCUCGACCGAAGACUUGACGCGCCGCGGAGAGGCGCGCGAGGUGCACAGGUCCGCCGAGCACUACAGGCAUGUGGAGAUGGAAGCGACUCAUCCGCGAAGAGUGAAGAUCUCUGACAUCGUGGUGGGCCAAGAGCCAAACGUGACAGCCCGCGAGGCGCUGCUGAGCUGGGCACGGCGGUCGACGGCCAAGUACCCCGGCGUGCGGGUCACGGACUUCACGUCCUCCUGGCGGGACGGGCUCGCCUUCAACGCGCUCAUACACAGGAACCGGCCUGAUCUGAUAGACUGGCGUAAUAUCAGGUCAAGGCAGGUCCGCGAGCGAUUGGAGACAGCAUUCCACGUGGUCGAAAAGGAGUAUGGAGUCACCAGGCUACUUGAUCCCGAAGAUGUGGACACCCACGAGCCGGACGAGAAGUCCCUCAUCACGUACAUCUCGUCGCUGUACGAGACGUUCCCCGAGCCGGCGGCCGUGCACCCGCUGUUCGACGCGGAGUCGCAGCGCCGCGCCGCCGCCUACACCGAGCAGGCGGCCUCGCACCGCGCCUGGCUGCACGAGAACAUUGCGUUACUGCAGGACCGUGCUUUCCCGUCAACUUUGAUCGAGAUGAAGAAGCUGCUCAGCGAGAGCACGCGGUUCCGCAGCGAAGAGGUACCCAUCAGGCAGCGGGAGAAGCAGAAGUUGUUCCACCAGUAUAGGGAGUUAGAGAAAUAUUUCGAAUCUGUGGGAGAAUGCGACAUAGAGCCGACGCUCCGGCCGGAGGCGCUGGAGCAGGCUUGGGCGCGGCUGCUGAUGGCGCAGCAGGAGCGCGAGCGCGACCUCGCCGACGAGAUCCGCCGCCUCGAGCGCCUGCAGCGCCGGGCGGAGAAGCUGCACAGAGACAUAAAACAAACAGAGUCCGGCCUCGACAGCGUCGAGCGUCACAUCGAGAACGAGAUCCGGCGCGUGGAGCGCGGCGUGCACCCCGCCGAGGCCAAGAUGGCGGCCGAGCAGAUCGAGCAAGAACUUAGGACCAUGGAGAACACCAUCCACGAGAUGUUCCAGGACGCGCAGGCGCUCAAGGAGGGACGGUACCCUCAGGCCUCGGAUCUACAGCGACGCGUCCAACAAAUCCACGACCGCUGGCUGAGCGCGCGACAAGCGUUCACCGGCCGCCUUCUACCGCGACUAUCGUCCGUGCGACUACCCGUCCAGCAGACCACCGUCCGGCGCGAGACGCGCACCGUGCUGGAGACGCGCGUCCACGACGCAGAUCCGCUGUUCCAGCAGCUGCAGGACGCCACAAAGUGGUGCAAGGACCGCCUGAAGAAACUCCACGAAGCAGAGUACGGGUCGGACCUGCCCGGCGUGCAGCACGAGCUCGACAAGCACCAGCGCGAGCACAAGACCAUCGACCAGUUCCAUUCCAAGGUGGAGCAGUGCGUGCACCACCGCGCCAACUUCUCCGGCGAGGAGCUCACGCUCUACAACCAGCAUCUCAACCAGCUGCAGAAGCUCUACGCUGAGCUGCUCUCUACCAGCACCAAGCGUAUGUCGGACCUGGACGCGCUGCAGGAGUUCCUGCAGAGCGCCACGGCCGAGCUGAACUGGCUCAACGAGAAGGAGCAGGUGGAGCUGUCCCGUGACUGGGCCGACCCGCACAUCAACCUGCCCGCCGUGCAGCAUUACUAUGAGCAACUGAUGUCAUCGCUGGAGAAGAGAGAGCUCCAGUUCAGUAACGUGAUCGACCGCGGAGAGGCGUUGAUCGCUCAACACCAUCCGGCGACGAAAACGAUCGAAGCGCACUUGCAGGUGAUGCAGUCGCAGUGGGCGUGGGUGCUGCAGUUGACGCUGUGUCUCGAGACUCAUUUGAAGCAUACCACCCAGUACCACAACUUCUUCGAGGAGGUCAAGGAGGCCGAGAAAUGGAUACAGAAACGCGAAGAAGCUCUAAACUCGACGUUCUCCCAGUCAGAGUUCACCCUCGACCAGGGCGAGCGUCUACUCAAGGGCAUGCAGGAGCUCCGUGAGGAGCUGAACUCUCACGGCGGCCUCGUGUCUCGGCUGGUGGAAGAGGCCCAGGCCGUGAGGCCGGUGAAACAACGGCGGGCGCCUAUCACGAGGCCGCUCAGGGCCGAGACUGUGUGCGCUUAUAAACAUGCUAAUAUCGCGAUCGAGAAGGGGUCGGCCGUGACGGUGGUGGACAACUCGGGGCGGUCGCGCUGGCUGGUGCGGCUGGGCGGCGCGGGCAGCGAGGCGCAGCUGCCGGGCGCCGUGGUGGCGCUGCCGCCGCCGUGCGCGCGCGCCACCGACGCCGCGCAGCACCUCCGCAACGCCUACGACAGGGUGAUCCAGCUGUGGCAGCGGAAACAACUGCGCAUGCGGCAAAACAUGAUCUUCGCCACCAUCAAGGUGGUCAAGGGCUGGGACUUCCCGCAGUUCGUGGCCAUGGGCGCGGAGCAGCGGCAGGCGAUCCGUCGCGCGCUGAACGAGGACGCGGAGAAGCUGCUGGGCGAGGGCGACCCCGCCGACCCGCAGCUGCGCCGUCUGCGCCGCGAGAUCGACGACGUCAACCGCCUGUUCGACGAGUUCGAGCGCCGCGCCAGGGCCGAAGAGGAGAGCAAGAAUGCCGCGCGCAUCUUCACAGAACAAUCAUCCUCGCUGCUGGAGCGGCUGGAGGUGCUGGAGCGGCAGCUGCACGAGCGCAUCGCGAGCCACAUCCCGCGCGACCUCGACUCGCUCGAGCACCUCGUGCUGCAGCACAAAGACUGGGAGAGCUCCGUGCACGCGCUCACCAGCCACGUCGAGGAGGUGCAGGCCACCUUCAGAGGCAUUGCCCUAAAGACACCGGCCAUGAAGAAGAACCUCGACAAGGUCAUGGGGAAAUGGAACGACAUGCAGUCCAAGAGCCAAUUGUUCGUCGAAAGGCUGAAGUACGUAGAAAUCGUGGUAAACAGCAUGGAAGAGAACCACCAGAGCAUCACCGAAUUCGAAAUCAAGCUCGCGCAGUUCAACGACUUACCCAACGACAUCGAACUGCUGAAAGAUAUGCACGAGGAUCUGCUCCGCAUGCAAGUGGCGGUGAGCAAGCAGCAGGUCCAGGUGGAGCAGAUGAACGAGGACGCGGAGAACUGCCGCCGGCUGGUGGCGAGCUCGCGCGGCGCGCUGCCGCACGCGUCGCUGCCGCGCGCCGGCCAGCACGCCGACCUCGAGCGCCUCGACAAGGAGGUCGCGCAGCUCAACACCCGGUGGAACAACGUGUGCCAGCAGCUCGCUGAGCGCCUCCGAAGCUGCGAGGCCGCAUACCAACUCCUGCGCAACUACAACGCCGGGCUCGAGAAGGAAGCCGAAUGGAUCGACGACUCGUUCGGCAAGCUGCAGGCGCAGCCGCCCAUCGAGGUGCGCCCCAAGGAACAGUUCGAGCCCACCAGGAAUCUACUGACCAGUGUUGUGGAGAGAACGCCAAAGAUAGAGAAGGUUAACGUUGACGGUGGCAGAUUCAUAAGAGAGGCGAAGAUCCACUCAUCGAGAUGCCAGCGUUACGCCGAAUGGCUCUGCGACGAGGUGCACCCCUCGCUCGACAUGAAGCAAGUCAAGCGGCAGGCCGAGCUCGACCAGGCCGAGAGACACCGCAGCAGGAACAAGCCCGCACCCGAGCAGAGCGGAGCGGAGAACGUGGCCAGGGAACUGGAUGACCUGAACGCGAAGCACCAAAGACUGUUGGACAUGCUAUAUGAAAGAUUAAGGAGGAUCGCCGCCGCCAACCCUGGAGACAUUGUCACAUUGCGUCUCGUGGAGGCGAUGGCGCCGCGCUCCGCGCGCUCCUUCCGCCAGGAGUUCAAUAUGCAGGACCUGGCCACCUCCACCGAGCACACCUACACCUCCACAUACACUUCCGAACAAUACGUCAGGACGUCGCAUUCGACAGAGCUAGACGGGCACACGCCCAUAUCUAACGGCAAACUAGUCUCGCCCAACUACACAACCAAAACUAUCAUCGAAGACGACAGACCUGACAUAAGGAAUCUCAAACGAGUACACAAAAUGUACGAAGGGCCUAACAUAAUAGAGUCCAGAGGUAUCGUCCACCCAGAGACGAAAGAAAUACUCACAGUCGGACAAGCUAUAAACAUGAGGAUACUCGAUGUUCGGACGGGCAGAUUACUAUCAUCGCCCGAAACGAGACAAACUAUGACAAUAGAGCAAGCAGCGAAGCAAGGGCUCAUAGAUCCCAAACUCGCUGCGAGGUUAACAGGACCUUGUGGAGUAACAGAAGACGGAAACGAAGUUACCUUACUGGAAGCUAUCCAGAGCGAACUGUACGACGCCGAACAAGGACUGGCGGACCCAGCGGAAAAGAGAAUAAAGGUAACAGUUCAAGGGGAUACACCGAGCACACAAGGAAUGAGUAUCUCCGACGCCCUCAACAGGGGACAAGUCGAUCUACAGAACGGUCUCUACAGACUGCCCAAUGGCAGCUACAUUACCAUCGCCGAAGCGUACCAGAGGGGUUACCUCAUCUACAAUGAGAUUAUCAAAAUAAAGCCUAGCGUUCUGUCUUUAUCUGACGCGAUUAACCAAGACCUGGUUGACAACAACGGUUGGAUUUUGGACAGAAAUUCGGGCGACAAGUUCCAGUUAGAUGUCGCCAUCAAAAAUGAAUUAAUCAACCCCAACGUUAGGGAAAUCGUUGAUCCUAAAAAUGACGUAAAAAUAACGCUUGCUGAAGCGAUAGAGAGAAAUAUUAUAAACACGAAACAUUCGAAAUACGUAAACAAUGUAACUAAAGAAAAGCUCUCUUUCAAAGACGCGGCAAAUAAGCGCUUAAUUUGCAAACCCAUGACACUUAAAGACGCUUGUGACCAUAAUUUAAUGACAAAUGACGGGAAAAUUCUUUCGCCGGCCAAAAGGAAACCUUUAAACAUUUUGGAAUCUAUUUCAGUAGGUGUAUUAGAUAGCGAUAACGUAAAAUGUGUAACAGAUACUAAAUCUGCUCAGUUACUGACCUUGUCGGAAGCCCUAGGCGCGUUCAUCAUUCAACCCGAUAGCAAGUUCCGAGACAAUCUGACAGGAGAGAUCUGCUCCAUUCCUGAUGCAGUCGACCGCGGUUUGAUCACGUCUGUGUCCCAAAGGUCUAUCUUCGACAUCGACGGUUUCAGAGACCCAAAAACAGGCGAAUUUGUCUCAUUCAAUACUGCCAUGAGCCGUGGCAACCUUAAGUAUGUCAACGGCGAAACAUUCGUUAAAUCGGAAAGCGGCGAUUUCGUUUACCUAGAGGACUGCUCGAAAGUAUCCAUUGUUAGGCCUGAAGUAUUAGAAAUGUUUAAUCGCAAGAUAGGUAUUUACGAGAACGGAAAAGAGCUCAGUGUUCUAGACGCAGUGUUUAAAAAUAUUCUAGACCCUAAAACAGGUUAUUUGCUCGAUGCCACUACCAAAAGACCCAUUCCUUUCAAUCAAGCCGUCGAAAUUAACAUGAUUACUCCCGAAGGAGCGGCAUUGUUGAAUUCUCUCCUUAACAUUACUCUUACGUUGCAAACUGUUACAAAAACCGUCAAAAGAUACGUCACGGUUACCAAUACCAACACCUCACAAAGAUCUGAAACAAUUAUUACUUUCGCGGAGGCCGUAAGACGAGGUCUCAUUGACGAAACCACCCAGACGUUCACAGACCCGCUUACCGGUACCGUCCUCCCCAUACAACAAGCUUUGGAUGAAGGUUUAUUAGGCGUAGAGAAGAACGAGCCCCGCGUCAUCCAAUUACAGGAUCGUAUUAAUAAGAAAGACCUAGCGCCGGGGCAAGUAGUUGAAUUUAAAAUUACGAAAAAAUCUUAUAUCCAAGACUUGCCGGUUAGUCCUGAGAGCAAAGUUCAAGGUGACUCUCAACCUGAAACCGUCAAGAGUCCCGACCACAUAGUCCGUGAAACCGUUCAUCCAUCGAACAUCACAAUGCACGAAAUUAGAUCAUCAAAGUCAAUUGUGACAGAGCCGACAGUAACUUCUAUGACUAUCAAGAAAAAUACGAUUGAGCUACCUCGUGGUGGCUGGUCCCUCAAAGACGCGAUAGAUCAGCGUUUGUUUGACCCUGAAUCGGGAACGUUUACUAUUCCAGGAACUGACAGAGUCCUCGACUUUGAAGAGGCAUUAAAACUAAACAUUAUCAACCCUGAUUCUGCCAUGGCAAUCGACCCUAAAACAAAGAAACAAAUCCCUCUAGAUAAAGCUCUCGAAUUCCGUGUACUCGAUAACACCGGACGAUACAAGCAAAUUUCGGGAACACUUAGUAUGAAACUAGCAAUUGAAAGGAAACUAAUAAUCUUUUUGCAAUCUUCUAUAUCUAUGUCCUCGCAGAAAAUUAUAACUAUCACGUCAGUAGCCGGUAUGCCUGACAAAAUGGAAAUUUCAGAAGCACGCGACUCUGCUUCACCUUAUGACGUAACCAAAGAAGAUCAGUCUGCGCUUGAACCUGUUCAAGUAACCUCUGGUGUUAUCUUUGACCCAGCUACUGCUUUAGCCAUAUCAACCUCGUCAGGUAUUUCAGAAAACGUUUUAGAAGCCGUCGAUAGAGGUGUAGUACCAGCAAAUACAGUUAAGGUCAUUGAGCCUCAAACAGGCAUCCCUAUAACGCUUAACCAAGCGAUAGAACGAGGUAUUAUUGAUAAGAAAACAGGGGAAUAUAAAGAUAAAUCUGGUAAGAAAAUGAGCCUUACGAAAGCCGCUCAGAUAGGAUUGAUUGCUGUGGUCGGAGCACCAUUGGUAGGCGCGUCUAAAAUUAUUCAAGUCGUUACAAGCACUAUGGUUGUAGAUCCGCGUACUGGACAGAAAGUGCCAAUGGAAGUAGCAUACGAAAGAGGUUUGGUCGAUGCGGCUACUUUUAAGAAAUACGAGGAAUCAUUAAGAGAUAAGACACCUGACAGUGACUCUACUGAUAAUGCCCAUAGGGUGCCAAGCUCUAGCACAACAAAAGUUUCUCAAACUACAGGUAAACAAAUUUCUGUAGGAGCUGCCGUGUCGGAAGGCUUUAUUACAGUAGAAACUAUUCAGAACAGUCUCUCAGCCGAUACUAGACGUGUUACUGAGCUACCUGCCGACAAGCAUAAAUCACUUCAUCCCGCGGAUGUAAUUCAAGUAGGUAAAGUUACACAAAAACCAAAGUACUGCGUCAAUGUAGCUAAGGAAAACAUAGUUGAACAGUUUGAAACAAAGCCAAUUGUAUUACAAAAGCUUAGAAAACAAGUAGUUACGCCUUUAGAAGCGGUUGAUAAAGGUCUUAUUGACAAAGAAACAGCUACCAUUUUGGAAGCUAUCAAAGUUUACAAGGAUGAAAGUGGGUCACCUAUAACCCUUGAUAAAGCCAUCCAAAAGGGCUUAGUAAAUGAAAACACCGGUAAAAUCAUAGAUCCCCUACAUGGUGAUGCUGUCACUAUUAAAGAAGCCCUGAAAAGAGGUUUGUUAGACGGAGAUGGUCAAGACGAGAUUCUGAUUCCCCUGGCCAAGAGUUUAUCUAUCCCUGAAGUCUUAGACCAAGGAUUAUUAAAUCCUGCUACUGGAAAAAUAAUCCACCCAGAAACCGGUAGCCAAUUGACACUACGAGAAGCAAUUAUUUGCGAAAUAGUUGAUCCUCUUUCAAUGUUGACCAUUUCUCCAGGCAGAAAAAUAACAUUAGCCGAAGCUAUUGAAAGGAACAUCAUUGAUAACGACAAAAACAUCCUUAAAACUAACGAAGGUUCACUAGAUUUAGUCACGGCCGUCAAUGCAGGUGUAUUUCCAGAGCCUAAGACUGUGAAGUCAUCCGAAAAUAUUCCACCUGCUGCCAUGACGCUCUCGGUUGCUAUUAAACAAAACUUUAUUAAUCCUAAAACGGGUGAGAUCAAGCAUCCUCUAACAGGAAAAAUAAUACCUGUUCAGGAAGCUGUUAAGAGGGACCUCAUAAUGGCUAUACCGUACCCCCAAUCGGAGGAAACUAUAACACUGGAAGAAGCUUUAAAUAUAGGGACAGUCAAUUUGAAAGACGCCACUUUCACAGAUCCAAAAACAAAGGAAAUUAUUCCGUUAGAUAAGGCAAUGGAACAAGGUCUUCUGGCAGUCAAGCCGAAUACAGAAAUAAUGGGAGGCGUAGUUACAACAAUUACUGAAACCUUUACGUCUCAACAUACAAUAACAACAAAAAUGAUUGAACUUUUAGCCGAUUACGUGCUGGUUAAUGCCAACGAAGUACAGAAUACUAAGACUGGAGAAGUCAUCGCAAUUGAAGAGGCACGAGAUAAAGGCAUAGUCAGAGACGAACAGGUUAGCAAAGAACAAUUUACAACCAGUGACACGAACAUUAGCUUCGAAGAUGCGCUCACUCACGGGUACAUUAACAUUGAGCAAGGUACGUUCACUCAUCCAAAUACUGGAGAAACCAUACCUAUUGCUGAAGCUGUAAGCACUGGGUUAUUAAAUACUGAGGUACCUAAAGAAGUAACUGAACCCAAACAGAAAAGCGAAAUGGAAAUGCUUGACUUAAAUGAAGCAUUCGAUCUUCUGUACGACGAAAGAUCACAGAAGUUUAGAGAUCCCAAAUCUCCAAACAAAACUAUCACGUUUAAGGAGGCUUUGGACAAGAAAAUUAUUAACCCUGACUCCGUAAUUUACAACAUUGAAGCUGGGCAGCCAGUUACUUUAAGAGAUGCCGUAGACUCUGGUCUGAUCGACAAGAAGACAGGUAAAUUAAAGGAACCGAAAACCGGAAAGUCAAUCGACGUUAAAAACGCGGCCAAAAUGGGCUUAGUUGCCGUAGUUGCCGCUCCAGUACUUGCUGGUAUGGCCGUGGUUCAAGGAGCAAAGUUGUUAACAAGUAAAUUUAUGAAACCAAAACAAGAAACCGCCCACGCGACAGAAAGGCAAGACCGUGUUAUCACUGAGAAGUCCCUCAAAACAGUAGACAUACGUAAAAUAGAAGAGCCAAAGAAAUCUGUUGUCGAACAACACGAAGUGGCUCCUAAGCCAGCAGCUGUACCAGCCAAACUUUCUCAAUCAAGGGAAGUCACUGUAGAUAUUAAGCCGGUAACAAGUCAAACAAUUGUAAUAGAAAAGAAAACUGAAGUAGAACCCAAGACUACCAAAGCUCCUUUAAGCAAGAAAGACGAGCCUAUGACACAGUUCCAAAAAGAAUCCAGUAUUGUAGAAACUAAAAAGUUAGAAGAAAUACUAACAGUAACUAAGACUGCUGAUACUGAACCCGCUCAGAAAAAGUCAAAGGAAAAGAAAUCAAAAGAAACUACUCCUAUUCAAGACGUUAGUCCACAAGAAACGCUUGAACAACAACAUGCCAUUUUAGAAGAAAUAAAACAGCAAAAGUUACCCAAAGAGAAUGGUAAAAAUCGUGUGACAGAAAAGACUGUCAUAGCACAUAGACAAAUGCCAGAACAUUCACACGUUGAUUCUGCUAUUCACGAAACGCCUGUUACAGAUGUAAGACCAACGCAAACACCCGGGCAGUUGAUUCCAACUGUCGAAGAAGGGCCGGUUAUACAAGAAUUCCGAAAGACGACCCCCGAAGGCGAUGAGAUAACGACUAUUGUUAAAACUGUUGUGACUACAUCUGAACCUACUGAAUACGUUACGGAACACGCCACUAGUACAGUAGUUACAAAAUCUUCUAAAGUAACAACAGUUGAAAUAACACAGAGUGAAUCAUCUUCUUAUCACGUAAUUAGUGAAGAAGUUUCUGUUCCUCCUAGUUAUUCUGAAACUACUCUUGAGAGCUACGAGACAGAAUACUCGGAAGCUCCCGAUCAGACAGAUAAAACAAUAUUAGACAACGUAGUUGUAGACAGAGUAACACCAACAAAAUCGAAACCUGUUGAAGAAUCCAAAAACCCGUCCCACAAGGAGGAAUCACCGUCUAAAGAUGAUAUUGCUCCAAAAAAGAUAAUCCAAAAAGACCAAAUCUCCUCUAAAGAAAUCACAAAAGUAGUACAAGAAGUACAGUCAGCUACACCAGUGGAGGUGGCUCCGGGCAUAGUAUAUGAUCCUAAAACAGCAGCCGUGAUUUCCACUGAAACGGGCUUACCAGAUGAUUUAUUGAAAGCUGUGGAUAAAGGAACGGUAUCCAAAGAUGCUGUUAAAAUUGUUGAUCCCAAAACAGGUAAUCAAAUUACAUUGAAGGACGCCAUUGCCAAAGGUGUAGUUAAUAAGAAAACUGGAGAAAUCAAAGAUAAAUCGGGAAAGAAAAUAAGUUUUGCAGACGCUGCAAAACUUGGCCUAGUGGCUGUUGUUGGAGCUCCAAUAUUAGCAGUUUCAAAAAUAGUAGAGGUUGUGAAAAAUACUUCUAUAUUAGAUCCUAAAACGGGUGAUAAAGUUACCGUAGAAGAAGCCCAUCGACGAGGCUUAAUUGACCCAGACACAUACAAACGCACCAUUGAAGUUGUAAAGGUUCAUACAUCACCUGCACAUGGAGUUGAAAUAAGUGAAAUUACUCCAGCUGAGGCAUUGGCUAUUGAGAACUCCUCUAAGGGACUUACAAUGAAGGAUGAAAUAGAACAAAUUUCUACUAAAACAUCAACGCGUCCAGGUGAAGUAUCUAUCACAACAACUACACAAUAUAAACCGGUAGAGUCAGUGACAACAACAUCGUCAUCAGUAGAACACAAAACUUUGGAAGUCCUGGUCACCAAACAUACAUCUAUUGAACAUGACCCUAAGACAGUAUCGGCAAUGCUUAUUGACGCUGAAAGGCAACCUCUGCGAGUCAUUGACGAAAUAACGGAACAAAAUGUCACAAAAGUUAAAUCAGAGCCAGUGCAGAUACUUUACGAAAACAUUCCAUUAAUAGACGCAAUCAUGCAAGGCAAGAUUGAGCCUAAAGUGUGUAGAAUUAUUAUUAACGGCAUUGAGUCACCUUUAACGGUACAAGACUCAUUAGAGCAGGAACAAAUUAGUAGAUUCACCCCUGUAGAUGUAGUUUCGAAAAACGUAGUUAUAGUCAGAGAGUCCAAGCCAAAAUAUAACGUGGCUAUUUCACAGAAGCUCACUCCGGAAGAGCUUUCAGAAAUGGGUGUCUACGACAUAGAAAAACAAAUAUUUUUGAAUCCCAAGACAGGUGCCAAAAUAUCUUUCGAAGAAUUAGUUUAUGGAUUGCAAAUUUUCGACCCUGAAACUAUUUUAGUCAAAGAUUUAACUUCCAAAUCAGAUAACUAUGUUCCAUUCGAUGAAGCAAUCGCACGACCAAUUAUCGAUAAAACGGCUGGUCAUAUGGUUAAUCCAAAAACUGGGAAACGCGUUUCGUUCUUAGAGUGCGUACAAGUAGGCUGGAUUGUUGAGAAACCUGAAGAUGUGUCGGUACCUGAACAACUUACUAUCGAAUCUGCUUUAGAGCAAGGAUUGUAUAAUCCUACGACCGGUGAAAUUAAGGACAUCAACACUGGUGCUUUGGUACCCAUUGGUUCAGCGAUUGAAAGCGGUCUUGUUGAUAAUGAAUCACUACUUAUUAGAGUUCCUCAUUCAAACGAAAGCAUAACCUUGUCCGAUGCCAUUGAACGCGGCAUCGUUGAAGUUCGACAUGGCGUUGUAACGAUUAUUGAAACUCAAGAAAUUAUAGAUAUAACUGUCGCCAUACAGCGAGGUUUAAUCAUCAUCUCAAGAAGACCGAUUUCAAUCGAAGCAGUUAUUGAAAAUGACAUGUAUGAACCCAAAUCUGGAAAAAUUAGAGACAUCGCAACGGAACAACUCGUUACUGUUAAAGAUGCUGUGGAUAGAAACAUAGUUCAUCCUACAAUUUCUGAAAUCAAAGACACGCAGUUAGAUAAGUUUGUACCGUUAUCUGAAGCUCUUGACAAUAAACUUAUCAAUCCUGAAACAGGUAAACUUGUAGACAAAAAGACUGGAAAACACAUUCCAUUAGAUGAUGCAUUAAAAAAGGGUUUAGUCGCCACCAAAGCGGUUACUUACUCCUUAUUCGAUGUCAUCGAGUUAGGUUAUUAUUCCCCCGAUUCGUGCCAAAUUUUAGACCCCAAAACUGGUCAUACCAUUCCUCUUAGCAAAGCGAUUACUCAAGGACUAGUUGAUCCUUCUGAUGUUAAAAUUAAAGAAGACAAAUCUGAGGCAGUUGUGCCUUUUGACCAGGCAGUUAAAUCCGGACUGAUUGACUUAGAAAAAGGAAUAAUUACAGCGCCAGUUCUAAACCUUAAAGACGCUAAUGAAAAGGGCUACCUGUUAAGUGAUAAAAAGCCGUGGACGUUGCAGGAAGGACUGGUACAAGGCUGUUACGAUCCAGAUACUGGCUUAUUAACCAUUAAUAAUGCUACUAUGACUCUCGAAGACGCUAUCAAAAUCGGAAAUAUUAACCCAGAGGCCAUGACUGUCAGAAACUCUGUAACUGGUGACAUGAUCUCACUAUCAGAUGCUAUUAAGGUAGGCAUCAUUGAUUCUAAAGAGGGUAAGGUUAUGGAUCCAAUUCAAGGAGAUAAGAUUUCUUUAACAGACGCUUCCGAACGUGGUCUAAUAGUUCCAGCCAAACGCAAAUUAAGCUUGCCUGAGGCAGUUUUUAAGGGUUAUUAUGACCCUAAAACUGGCAAGUUCUCACAUCCUCAGAGCAAAGAAAAGAUUCCAACCGAUAGAGCUAUUAAGAAACGCAUGUUAGAUCCUCAGUCCACCUUAGUUCACGCUGGUGGUAAGGUAAUUCCGUUUGAAUUUGCAGUAGACAAAGGUAUUGUAGACAGUAGGACAGGUACAAUCAUAUUAGGUGACGAAAGGAUAGAUUUCCGCGAAGCAUUUGAACGGGGCAUCUUGGUUGAAGUUAGAAAACCGCUUUCUCUUAUCGAAGCCAUCGAAAAAGGUGUUUACAAUGAAAUAACCGGUCUUUUCAUGGACCCUCAAAGCGGUAAGAAAUAUACCCUAACCGAGGCUAUUAAAUUGAAUCUAAUCGAUCCGCAUUCAGUUCAUAUACAAGAUAACAGAUUGGGCAAAUGGGACAAAAUCACAAUUCCCGAGUCACUAAAAACAGGUGUAAUUGAUGAUAAGACGGGCAAAAUAAUAAACAUUAAUGCAGAUAACGAGGAGAUUAGUCUUCGCCAAGCUUUCGAGGUAGGAUUGCUCGUUGAUAGCAAAGCUUCAAUUAGUCUACAAAGAGCAUUGCACCAAGGACUCUAUGAUGAAAGCACCGGCAAAUUCAUCGAUCCCGUUACUAGUCGCAAAAUUACCUUGCAUGAGGCACUUAGGAGGUCAAUUAUCAGUCCCAAAUAUCUUUGCUAUUUCGAUAAAAAAUCUGAGAAGCCUCUGACUUUGGCGGAAUGUUGUCGUAGUGAAAUCAUUGAUAGGAGGACCGGCAAGUUCCACGAGCCUUGUUCUGACGUUCAAAUCACUCUUUCCGAGGCCAUGAGCUUGGGUCUCAUCGUCGAUAUCGAAAGUGCAGGCUUCACUUUAUAUGACACGCUGGCUAUGAACUUAUACGACAUUACCGAUCACGUCUUUGUGCACCCCGUUACCGAAAGAAAAAUCUCCCUCAAAAACGCGAUAGGUGAAGAAUUAAUACACCCCGAAACUUCAUUGGUCAAAAAUAUUCCUACGAGCAAAUACAUCAAAUUAGAUGAAGCCAUUAAAUCAGGCAUUGUUGAUGAUAAUAAUAGCGUUUACGUUCUACCAAACGGAAAUCAAAUCAAUUUACUUGACGCUAAACACCGCGGUUUGGUAGUCACGGCUAAGAGGAACCUGAGCCUAGAGGAAAUCAUUAGGAACGGUCUGUUCAGGGCAGAUAAUGGUAAGAUUGUUGAUCCUGGCACCAAUGAAUUCAUGGAUAUUACGAAGGCUAUUGAAACAGGUCUGAUGAACCCAGAUCUAACUGUGGUCAAGGACAGCUACACUAACAAAUUCAAAUCGCUGCCCCUUGCAAUUCAACAGGGUGACGUAGACGUUACGAAAGGUAGGGUUCUUGACACUAAAGCCAAGAAGACAUAUAGCUUGGACAUAGCGUUCGAUAAGGGUCUACUUAUAACCAUUGUUCAACCAAUUACUUCUCAAACGGUCACAAAACGCCAUGUAACUGACUCGUCGGCUCCUAAAGAAGCCAUGCUUAGAGAAUUCACGUUAGACGAAGCUAUUAAGUACGAAUUCAUCGACCCCGAAACGGCUGUCAUUAAGGAUCCUCAUAAAAACAAAUACAUUCCAUUAAAAUUAGGUAUUACUGAAGGUAUAAUUGAUAAGAAUGCUAAGGGAUCCUUUGAUCCUCAAACCGGAAGGUCGCGUACGCUUUGCUUCGUAUUUGAAAACGGUCUGAUCGUGUACGUCCGCGAACCUUUAACGUUUGAGCAAGCGAUAGAAAACGGUCACCUGAACAUCACGGCAGCUCGCUUUACUGAUCCACAUUCCAAAGAAGUACUCACCAUCAAAGAUGCGGCCACGUUGGGCUAUAUCGAUCCGGACACAGCGCUAAUAAAAGAUAAUCUCAAGAAGAGGUUAGUAAAACUCCCUGAGGCAUUCCGUAAAGGCCUCAUGGACGCAGAAAAAGGCAAUAUUUUAGAUACAGAGACCUCUAAGCUAAACACGCUCCCAUCGGCUAUCGAGAGUGGUCUCCUUAUGACCCCGAAGAAAAGCUUCAGUUUGAUCGAAACACUAAACUUUGGCAUUUACAACCCGACCACAGGAGCGUUGAAUGACCCAUUCAUAACGACCAGUGUAAUAGAUAGAAAGAGAUUGAACUUAGGUGAGGCCAUCCAACAAGGCAUCGUCGAUGCUUCAAGCACUGUCGUCAAAGAACCUAACACAGGCAAGAUCUGUCCGUUAGUGCAAGCCAUUGAACAGAAAUUGGUCGAUCCCGUUGAAGGCAGACUAGUUAUUGAUCCAGCCAAAGCUAUCACAUUGGACUUAGUCAAAGCUCUAAAGAAGGGAUACCUACUGCCCGCAGAAACUAGGCAAGCAGUAGAGGAGAAGUACAGACUAUGCGACGAGACGCUGUCGAAGCUGUUGGAAUGGAUCGCGGUGGUGGAGGAGCGGCUCGCCAACCAGGAGGCCGUCAAGGAGGAUCUGGACGAGCUGCGCAACCAGAUCAAUAUUCUCAAGCUGAUCAAGGACGACCUGGAGAGUCACCAGCGCCAAGUAUCGGCGUGCGCGGAUCAGGCCAAGCAACUUCUCGUGUCCGGAGGCGACGUGCUGGCACCGCAUGAGGUGGCGGCACUGGAGCGCGGCGUGCGCCAGCUGAAGCAGCGGUGCGACAAGUGCUCCGACAAGUGCGACAAGAUGCUGCGGCGACUCGCCGCGGCGCGCGACGAGCUCGGCAAAUUCAAUAACGAGCUGAACACCUUCAACACUUGGAUGGAGGGCGCGUACCGCACGCUGGAGGACAAGGAGGCCGCGCUGUCCAAGCUGAAGAACCUGCCCGGGCAGAGCGAGGACGUGCGCGAGUUCGUGUCCGACGUGAUCGCGCACCAGGCCGACCUGCGCUUCAUCACCAUGGCCGCGCAGAAGUUCGUGGACGAGAGCAAGGAAUUCCUUACAAUUCUGAAUGACUACCGCACAUCGCUGCCCUCUCGCCUAUCGCACAUCCACCCGUCGGGCGACAGCGCGCUGCGAGAAGCUGCGGCUCUAGCCAGAAGAAGACACUCGGAGCUGGCGGCGCGCGCGCAGCGCCUGCAGGAGAGGCUGAGAGGUGCCGCUGACGUCACCAAGCAGUACCACGACGCGCUGGACCGCGCGCAGCGGUGGAUGAAGGAGGUGGAACCUCAAGCGCGCUCGGUGCUGUCAGAGCCCGUGGGCGGCGAGCCUCGCGCGGUAGAGACGCAGCUCGCACGCGCUAAGGCGCUGCACUCUGAGAUCUUAGCGCAAGGCCGCCUCGUCGACAAUGCUAAAGACGCAUGUGACCAGCUAGUAAAAUCCCUGGAAGGCAACCUGACACCAUCAGAGAUUCGCCAACUGGAAGUUCCGGUACUAGACCUGACGGCGCGCUACGCGGAGCUGACGGGCGCCGUCGGUUCCAGAUGUCAGGAGCUGGAGUCGGCGCUGCUGCAGUGCCAGGGGCUGCAGGACGCCGCCGAGACGCAGGCGCAGUGGCUGCAGCAGGCCGAGACCCUGUUCAAUACGCAAUCAAAACCGGCGUCCCUCAUCCGCGAGCGGCUCGACGAGCAAGUCCGCGAGCAGCGCAUCGCGCACGCGUCGCUGGAGGCGCGGCGCGCCACGCUCGCCAAGCUGCUCGGCCAGGUGCGCGACGCCGCCGCCAACCCCAGCAACGCCAGGAUCGCCAAGAAGCUGGAGCAGAGGGCGGAGGAUAUUUACAACAGAUACGAGAAGCUACUCGAGCGCUCUACGAAGCGCAACGAGUUCCUUGAAACCGUAUGGAGCGAGCUGUCUCACUUCACGCAGCUCGCCGGCAAGCUGGACGCCGCGCACGCGCAGCUGCUGGAGCAGGCCGACUCCAGGGAGCUGUCGAGGAUGAACGCCGUCGAGCUGCGCGCCAGGCUGAGCGACCUGGCGCACUUCAGGGAUGUACAAAUGCCGCUGCUGGACGAGUGCCUGCAACAAGGCAAGCAGCUCAUCUCCAAGAAGGACGUCACCGACACGCACGUCGUCCGUGACAGGAUGAAGCUGCUGGAGAACGCGUGGCGCGACUUUAACACGUCGCUGGAAGAGAAACAGAAGCUGUCCAAACAGCGCGCCGACCAGCUCAGCCAGUAUGAGACCCUUCGCGCGCAGGUGUUGGAGUGGCUCCAGUCGUUCGAGAACAGAGUCGGGCGCCUGCAGCCCGUGGCGCUCGACCUGGAGGUGCUCAAGCAGCAGGCCGACGAGCUGCGACCGCUGGCUAAGGAGUACCGCGACUACUCCAUCACUAUCGAUAAGGUGAACGAGGCCGGUGCGGUGUAUGAAGCCCUGACACGUGGCGACCGCGUGGACAGCCCGCACCGCAAGAGGCAGCUCUACAGCCCCACCAAGCGACAGACGCCAGUACGCACACUGGACGGUCGCUCGCCCUCUCCGACCAAGGGCCACGGGCUGGUGAGCCCGGGCUCCACGCACUCCACGUCGAGCGGCUUCUCAUCUCGCCGCUCGUCCAGCGACCAGCUACAUCUUGAAGAACUGUCGCCGGUACAACAACAGCUGUCAGAGAUCAACAACCGCUACAGCCUGCUCGGAACUAAGCUGGCCGACCGCCAGGGCGAGCUCGACGCAGUCCGUGAAGAGCUGAGACGCCACGAGGACACUAUCCGCAACACGCAUCACUUCCUAGACAAGGUCCAGCGGCAACUGCCAAAGGAUUGCGUCCCCAACACCAAGGAAGAAGCCGAUAAGACCAUCAAGCAAGCCCGCGCCGUGCUCGAAGAGAUGUACGAGAAACAGAGCGCGCUGGAUUCCGCCAAGACUCAGGUCCGCGAGCUGCUGAAGCGCAAGCAAGGCGUGGCGGGCGCCGACCGGCUGCACGACGCCAUGGAGGACGUCGUGUCGCGCUGGAAGAGCCUGCACGACGCCUGCAAGGACAAGAUCCGCCUAAUGGAGGAAGUGAAGGACUUCCAAGACACGCACAGCAACCUGUCGUCGUGGCUGCUGUCCAAGGAUCGCAUGAUGACGGCACUGGGACCCAUCUCCUCAGACUCACGCAUGGUGCAGACGCAAGUGCAGCAGGUGCAAGUGCUCCGCGAAGAGUUCCGCACGCAGCAGCCGCAGCUGUCCCACCUGGAGCAGGUGGCGGCCGGCGUGCUGGAGCGCCUCGAGCCGCGCUCGCCCGACGCGGAGAAGCUGCGCACCAAGCUCAAGGACCUGCAGGACCGCUGGAACGAUCUGCUCAACAAACUGGAGCAGCGUGCGUCAAGCCUGGGUGCGGCAGCGGACACGUCGCGCGAGUUCGACGCCGGGCUGACGCGCCUGCGCGACGCGCUGCAGACCAUCGGCGACAAGCUCGACGACCUCGCCAUGGAGAAGGAGCCCGAGGACCAGCUUAGGAAGAUCGAGAACCUCGAGCGCCAACUGGAAGGCCAACGCCCGCUGCUGGCCGACCUGGAGGCGGCGGGCGAGGCGCUGGCCGACGUGCUGUCCGACCCGGCCUCGCGCCAGGACAUACAGAGCAAGCUGGCCGCCGUCGGCCGUCAGUACGACAACCUGCAAAGGAAGCUGGACCACAGGAAGGCGGAGAUAGAGGCGGCGCUCAAGGACGGGCGCAACUUGGAGGAGAACGUGUCCCGCACGCUGGGCUGGCUGCAGUCCGAGCUGGGCUCGCUCCCCGGCAAGCUGCAGGUCUCCGCCGACAAGCACAAGCUGCAGCAGCAGCUGGAGCGCCACGAGCCGCUGUACCGCGAGGUCACGCAGCGCGAGCACGAGCUCAUCAUGCUGCUCGACAAAGGUCGUGAGAUGGAGAAGAAGCCCGCUCACCAAGGCCUACGCAAGGACCUGGACCGCGUGCAGGCACAGUGGGAGAAACUCAAGCGGGAGACCCACGACCGACACACACGUCUACAGGCCGCUAUGGAGCACUGCCGCAAAUUCUCAAAGGCGCAAGAGAACUUCCUCCCCUGGAUCUCGGAGGCGGAGGAGCGAGUGAGCAAGCUGCCGCCCGCCGUGUUCAACAAGCGGGACGUGGAGAAGCAGCUGCGGGAGCUCCAGAGCAUUAGGAACGACAUUUGGAAAAGGUCUGGUGAAUACGAGAACAAUAAGACCCUCGGCGAGACAUUCAUCUCAGCCUGCGAUGUGGACCAGGACAUCGUGCGAUCUCAGCUCGACAGCAUGAAGCAGCGGUGGGACCACCUCAACAACGAGGUCCUUCAACAAGUGGAAUUCCUGGAGUCGACCGCGCGCAAGCUCGGCGACUUCCAGGAGCGCGUGCGAGCGGUGGAGACGCCCCUGCAGCGCUGCGAGGAGCGGCUGCAGGACGCGCUGGCCGCGCCGCCCGCGCACGCCGCCGAGGCCGUCGCGCGCGUCGCCGACACCGUGCAGGCGCUGCGCGCGCCGCUGCAGAGCGUAAACUCGGCAGUAGACGACAUCGUGACGAUGGCGCACGAGAUGGCCGGGCCGGACGCGGCCGGGCGCGCGCGGCAGGUGCUGGACGCGACGGCGGGCGCGCUGGCCGAGCGGCUGGACGAGCUGGACGCGAGGGCUGGAGACGCCCGAGACAGGCUCGCUGGCGCUGCUAGCGCUAUGACGCACUUCCAGGAGAAAGUCAAGAGCCUAUCGGCUGACCUCUCAGACUUAGAAAAGGAACUCGACACGAUGAAACCGCCCGGCCGCGACAUCAAGACCGUCCGCCAGCAGCUGGACGACAUCACGCGCUUCUACAAGCGACUGGAGCGAGCGGACGACGUGGUGGCCGACGUUGAACGUGCGGCUGAAGGAUUGGUCGACAGUGGGUACGCGGGUGACGCCGCCAAGACUAGAGACCAGGUUGAAGGUCUCCGUAAACAACUGGGCAAGUUGGACGAGCGUGCCCGCGCCCGCGAGCAGGACCUCGACGACACACUUAGCAAGCUGGAGGCCUUUUACAAGGCCUACGACUCCGUCAUGGACGACGUUCAGGAAGCCUCCGAGCAAGUCCGCAGCCUCAAGCCCGUGUCCUCCGAAGUGGAGCAGAUCCGCGCGCAGCAGAAGGACUUCGCGGAGCUGCGGCGCCGCACGCUGGAGCCGCUCGGGCAGAACGUGGCGCACUGCAACAAGAUCGGCCAGGGCCUGGUGCGCUCCGCGCUCGCCGCCGUCUCCACGCACCAGCUCGAGCAGGACCUCGAGAAGAUGAACGACAAGUGGAACGCGCUCAAGGAGAAGAUGAACGAGCGCGAGCGCCGCCUGGACGUGGGUCUGCUGCAGUCGGGCAAGUUCGCCGAGGCGCUGGCCGGCCUCGACAAGUGGCUGUCCGACACCGAGGACAUGGUGCGCAACCAGAAACCGCCCUCCGCCGACUACAAGGUCGUCAAGGCGCAGCUGCAGGAGCAGAAGUUCCUGAAGAAGAUGCUGAUGGACCGUCAGAACAGCAUGUCGUCGCUGUUCGCGAUGGGCAACGAGGUGGCGGCCGGCUGCGACAGCGGCGAGCGCAAGGCCAUCGAGAAGCAGCUCAAGGGGCUCAUGCAGCGCUUCGACGCGCUCACCGACGGCGCGCAGCAGCGCAUGCUCGACCUCGAGCAGGCUAUGAAGGUUGCAAAACAAUUCCAAGAAGAACUGCAGCCCCUAGUGGAGUGGCUGACCAGCACCGAGCGCAAGGUCAAGGCGUUGGAGCUCGUGCCCACCGAUGAGGAGAAGAUCCAAGUCAAGAUCAGAGAGCACAAGGCGUUGCACGACGACGUGCUAUCGAAGCAGGGCGCCUUCCAACAACUCACGGAGACAGCAUCGGCGCUGAUGGCGCUCGUCGGCGACGACGAGGCGGCCGCGCUGGCUGACCGCCUGCAAGCUGCCACUGACAGAUACCAAGCCCUGGUGGAGCACAGCCUGAACAUCGGCGAGCUGCUGGACAACUCGCGCAAGGGGCUCCGGCACCUGGUGCUCACGUACCAGGACCUGUCGGCCUGGAUGGACGGCAUGGAGCAGUACCUCGCCAAGAGGAAGGUGUUACCAGUACACAUGGAGAAGCUGCUGCGGCAGAUGGACGAGUUAGCCGAAAAAACCGAAGAGAUAGCCUCCAAGCAAGAGGCCGUAGACAGCACCGUGGACUCCGGCCUCGAGCUGAUGAAGCACAUCUCCGGCGACGAGGCGCUGCAGCUCAAGGACAAGCUGGACGCGCUGCAGCGACGAUACAACGACCUCACCAGCAAGGGCGCCGACCUGCUGCGCAUAGCCUCGGAGACGCUGCCGCUUGUGCAGCAGUUCUUCAAUGCCCAUAACAGCUUGACGGAAUGGAUGUCUGGCGCGGAAUCGUGUCUGCAGUCCGUGGAGCCGCGCGAGGAAGACAUCUUACGCCUCGAAGGCGACUUACAAGAGUUCCGUCCGCUGCUCGACAACAUCAACUUGCUGGGGCCGCAGCUGUGCCAGAUCUCACCGGGAGAGGGCGCCACGCAUGUGGAGGGCAUCGUCACCCGCGACAACCGCCGCUUCGAUGCUAUUGCCGAGCAGGUGCAGCGCAAGGCCGAACGGCUACUGCUCAGCAAGAAGCGCUCCCUGGAAGUGGUGGGCGACAUGGAGGAGCUGCUGGAGUGGCUGCGCACCGUGUUCGCGCAGCUGCGGGACGCGGAGCCGCCGUCCAGCCAGCCGGCGCUGGUGCGCGCGCAGCUCAAGGCGCAGCGCCCGCUCAACGACGACGUGGCCGCGCAGCGGGUGCGAGUGCGCGACCUGCUCUCGCAGGCCAAGAAGGUGCUCCGCGAGUGUCAAUCAUCAGAGGAGACGGCCGUGAUCCGCGACCGCAGCGAGGAGCUGAAGGAGAUGAUGGAGGAGGUGGGGCAGCUCAGCGCCGAGCGCCUCGCCGCGCUCGAGCAGGCCUUGCCUCUGGCCGAGCACUUCGCCGACACGCACCACGGACUGUCGAUUUGGCUGGACGACAUGGAGAAACAAAUCCAGAUGCUGGCCAUGCCGGCGCUGCGCCCCGAGCAGAUCGCGCAGCAGCAAGACAAGAACGAGAUGCUGCAACAGUCGAUCCUGGGGCACAAGCCGCUCGUGGACAAGCUGGUGAAGACCGGCGAGGCGCUGGCGCGGCUGGUGGGCGAGGAGGACGCCAUCAAGGUGCAGGACGUGGUGGAGGCCGACUGCGAGCGCUACAACGCGCUGCGCGCCGAGCUGCGCACCCGCCAGCAGGCGCUCGAGCAGGCACUGCAAGAGUCAUCGCAGUUCUCAGAUAAACUGGAGGGUAUGCUGCGCGCGUUGGCCGGUACUCAAGACCAACUGCAACGCGCCGAGCCCGUUUCUGCGCACCCGCCCAAGAUAGAAGACCAAAUCGAGGAGAACAACGCCUUGAUCGAAGACCUCGAGAAGCGUACCGAGGCAUACAACGCGGUGCAGCGCGCCGCCUCCGACGUGAUCAGCAAAGCCAACAAGAGCGACCCCGCCGUGCGCGACAUCCGCAACAAGCUCGACAAGCUGCACAAACUAUGGGACGAAGUACAAAAGGCGACGUCGGACCGCGGGCACUCGCUGGACAGCGCGCUGGAGGUGGCGCGCAAGUUCUGGCAGCAGCUGGACGCGCUGAUGGCCACGCUGGCCGAGCUGGAGGACACGCUCACGGCGCAGCCGCCGCCCGCCGCGCAGCCGCGCGCCAUCCAGGCGCAGCAGGUCGCGCUGCAGGAGAUCCGACACGAGAUCGACCACACCAAGCCAGAGGUGGAGAAAGUCCGCAAGACUGGCUCACACCUGAUGUCGCUGUGCGGCGAGCCGGACAAGCCCGAGGUGAAGAAGCACAUGGAGGACCUGGACAGCGCGUGGGACAACGUCACCGCGCUCUACGCGCGCCGCGAGGAGAACCUCAUCGACGCCAUGGAGAAGGCCAUGGAGUUCCACGACACGCUGCAGAAUCUGCAAGAAUUCCUGGACAAGGCAGAAGACAAGUUCUCCCGCAUGGGGGCGCUCGGCUCCGACAUCGACGCCGUGAAGCGGCAGAUCUCACAGCUGGCCUCGUUCAAGCAGGAGGUCGACCCGCACAUGGUGAAGGUCGAGGCCCUCAACAGGCAAGCUCAAGAGCUGACGGAGCGCACAUCAUCCGAGCAAGCCGCCGCCAUCAAGCAGCCGCUGACGGAAGUGAACACGCGCUGGUCUGCGCUGCUGCGCGGCAUGGUGGAGCGCCAGCAGCAGCUGGAGCGCGCGCUGCUGCGCCUCGGCCAGCUGCAGCACGCGCUCAGGGAGCUGCUCGCCUGGAUCAACCACACCAGCGACACGCUCGACACGCUCAAGCCGGUGGCCGGAGACCCUCAGAUCCUGGAAGUGGAGCUGGCGAAGCUGAAGGUGCUGGUGAACGACAUCGCGGCGCACCAGGCGUCCGUGGACACGCUCAACGAGGCGGGCGCGCAGAUCGUGCAGCAGGGUACGGGCACGGACGAGGCGAGCGAGACGGCGGAGAAGCUGAACACGCUGAACCGCAAGUGGCGCGAGCUGCAGAAGAAGGCGCGCGACCGCCAGGCCGAGCUCGAGGACGCGCUCAGGGAAGCGCAGAGCUUCAACGCGGAGAUCGGCGACCUGCUGUCCUGGCUGUCGGAGGUGGACGGUGUCAUCGCCGCCUCCAAGCCCGUCGGCGGUCUGCCCGAGACCGCCUCGGAACAGCUCGAGAGGUUCAUGGAGGUGUACAACGAGAUCGAAGCCAACCGUCCGAAGGUGGAGGCGGUACUGCAACAGGGCCAGGAGUACCUGCGUCGGCAGGAGAAGCCCAACCCCUCCAGCCAACUGCAUCAAAACCUCAAGAACCUCAAGUCGCGAUGGGACAAUAUCACUGCCAGAGCAUCGGACAAGAAGAUCAAGCUGGAGAUCGCGCUGAAGGAGGCGACGGAGUUCCACGACGCGCUGCAGGCGUUCGUCGACUGGCUCACCGGCGCCGAGAAGACCCUCACCUCCGCCAAGCCCGUGUCCAGGGUCAUGGAGACCUUGCUAGUUCAAAUCGAGGAGCACAAAUCGUUCCAAAAGGAAGUAGCGACGCACCGCGAGACCAUGCUGCACCUGGACAAGAAGGGCACGCACCUGAAGUACUUCAGCCAGAAGCAGGACGUGAUCCUGAUCAAGAACCUGCUGGUGUCCGUGCAGCACCGCUGGGAGCGCGUCGUGGCCAAGUGCGCCGAGCGCACCCGCGCGCUCGACCACGGCGUCAAGGAGGCCAAGGAGUUCAGCGACAUGUGGAACAACCUGAUGAACUGGCUCAACGAUACCGACAAACAGCUAGACGAGCUCAACUCCGAGACCACCGUCAACGACCCGGAGAAGAUCAAACAAAGACUGUCGAAGCACCGCGACUUCCAAAAGGCGCUGGCGGCCAAGCAGCCCGUGUACGACCAGACGCAGAAGGUCGGCAAGACGCUCAAGGACAAGGCGCCCAAGACCGACGAGCCGACAUUACGCACCAUGCUGCAGGACCUCAAGACCAAGUGGACCACCGUCUGCUCGAAGGCCGUCGACCGACAACGCAAGCUGGAAGAGGCGCUGCUGUACUCCGGACAGUUCAAGGACGCGAUGUCUGCGCUGCUGGAGUGGCUCAAGAAGCAGCAGUCCAAGCUGGCCGGCGACUCGCCCGUGCACGGAGACCUCGACACCGUCAUGGCGCUCAUUGAACAGCACAAGCAAUUCGAGGAAGACUUCCACUCUCGCGAACAACAAAUGCAGUCUGUUCUGAAGACCGGCAAAGAUCUAGAAGCCACGGUGCCGCGCGAGGACGCGAGCAGCAUCCGUCAACAGUGCAGCGAACUGAAGCAGGCUUGGGACUCCGUCCAGAGCUUAAGCGAGAAGAAAGCACACAGACUAGAAUCUGCACUCAAGGAGGCUGAAAAACUCCACAAAUCCGUGAACAUGCUUCUCGAAUGGCUCUCCGACGCGGAGACCAAACUGCGCUUCUCCGGACAACUGCCGGAAGGCGACCAGGAGACCCAACAACAAAUACGAGACCACGAGAAGUUCAUCCGUGAACUCAAGGAGAAGCAGCGCGACAAGGACGACACCAUAAAGCUGGCUCAGUCUAUCUUGGGCAAGGCGCAUCCUGACGCGGUGACGGUCAUCAAACACUGGAUCACCAUCAUACAGAGCCGGUGGGAUGAGGUGUGGCAAUGGGCGAUGCAGCGUGGCGGCAAGCUGGAGGCGCACAUGCAGGGCCUCAAGGACCUGGACUCCGUGCUGGAGGAGCUGCUGCAGUGGCUCAUGGGACUCGAGAACACCCUGCUUUCACUGGAAGCGGAGCCCCUACCGGAAUCCAUCGAGCUGCUGGAGGGCCUCAUCGAGGACCACAAGGAACUCAUGGAGCACACGCAGAAGAGACAGAACGAGGUUGAUCGCGUCUGCAAGGCCUACCAGGUCAAGAGUCAAAGCCAAGGAAGGGAGUCGACACCACGCAAAGUUUCGGCGAAGUCCGCUGUCAAGGGUGCACCUGGACGCGGAUCGCAGCACGACCUGAACAGGGAACGAUCGGUGUCUCCCGACUAUUAUGGCUCUAGGCGGUACAGCAGUCGCGUGAGCCCGGGCCGCGAGACGCCCGACCGCAACCUGCCGCACUACGGGCCGCGGUUCCCGCCGAGGGGCAGCAAGGGCGCCGAGCCGGAGUUCCGUUCGCCGCGCGUGCGUCAGCUGUGGGACAAGUGGCGCACCGUGUGGCUGCUGGCGUGGGAGCGCCAGCGCCGUCUGCACGAGCGCCUCGCGCACCUCAAGGAGCUGCAGCGCGUCUCCAACUUCAGUUGGGACGACUGGAGGAAGAGGUUCCUGAAGUUCAUGAACCACAAGAAGUCCCGUCUGACGGACCUGUUCCGCAAGAUGGACAAGGACAACAACGGCUUCAUCCCGCGCAACGAGUUCAUCGACGGCAUCAUCAACACCAAAUUCGACACGUCCCGCCUGGAGAUGGGCGCCGUGGCCGACCUGUUCGACAGGAACGGCAGCGGACUCAUCGACUGGGAGGAGUUCAUCGCGGCGCUCCGGCCCGACUGGGUGGAGCGACGCGGGCCGCCGACGGACGCCGACAAGAUACACGACGAGGUGAAGCGGCUGGUGAUGCUGUGCACGUGCCGGCAGAAGUUCCGCGUCUUCCAGGUCGGCGAGGGCAAAUACCGGUUCGGCGACUCCCAAAAGCUGCGGCUGGUGCGCAUCCUGCGCUCCACCGUGAUGGUGCGCGUGGGCGGCGGCUGGGUGGCGCUCGACGAGUUCCUCGUCAAGAACGACCCGUGCCGAGCUGAGGAGUUUUUGGAGCAGCUGAAGCCUAUAUUUGAGGCAUUAAGGCAGCGAGAAGAGCUUCCGUGUUCAUACCCGCUGCACGUCGGUUCCACGCACGGCACAAAGCAGGCCUUCAUAUACGGCCACUCAAGAUCUCAGGGCUCGACGACGCCGGGUGCGCAUCACUACACGCAUUACCACGGCUACCAACCCUCUCCAGGAUACCACUGGGUGCGCGAACGUACGGCGCGCUCGGUGCCCAUGUCGGGCGGAGUGCAAGGACGUGCCUCGCGUUCAUCACUUAGCGCUGGAACGCCCGACUCCCUCAGCGAUAACGAAGUCGCCAGUGGACUCGGCGCAAGAUAUAGGAAGCCCAGUGUGCCAAGAUCAACAUUGACUCCUGGAGGUUCACGGCCAGGUUCUAGACCAGGAUCGAGGACAGGUUCCAAGCCUCCUUCGAGACAUGGCUCUAAUCUCUCAUUAGAUAGUACAGAUGAAGUAUUAACGCCUUCCCGCAUACCGAUGCGCAAAGUGACGAACACGCGCACAUCGACGGCGCGCGCGGCGGCCAACGCGGCCAAGCUCGGCGCCGGCGCGGCCACGCUCACGCCCAACGGCGGCUCCCGGCCCCGCACUCCCACCGGCCUCCUCACGCCAGCUAGUGGAAGGUACCCUAGCGGAGCGAUGUACCGCACGUCCAGUAUACCAACACUGUCGCCGGUGUCGGCGCUCGUGAGCUCGACACAUUCCCAACCAUCCUCAAUGGUUUCCGAACUUCCCAAAUCUACGUCUCACACUCAUCCCGCAUUCCAUACCCAGGGCUCUACAAAAAUCCCAGUGUACGUGGGCACCCGAUCACAGAGGUCCCCGUCAGUCGAGAGACGACUAAAAGUAUCUCGAAAAUCCCAAUCCCGAGAAAUGUCCCAGGAACCCAGUCCUACCUCUCAAGACCCUUCGAGGAAAUCCGAGCAGAGAAGUCCGGAGGAUGACUCCUCGUUAUUCAGCAUAUCGGGAAUGACGAGCGACAAUGAAUAUGAGAGUAACAUAAGCGAGUCGAGUGGCGAUGCAUCAAAGCCGACCCAGCGAGACAUCAAAGGGAGCGGGUCCUUUGCCUCGACCGAUGGCCACACCCACACUCCCGGCCGCAGCCGUAUACCAGUGCUUAAGGAUCACAAUACUAACAGUAAUUCCAAUAGGCAAAGGACACCAUCCGGCAGCACGACGCCAGUGCGGCCGGGGCAGCAGACGGCGGUGUCGCGGUUGUUGCGGAAGGCGUCGGACGCGUCCGACAGCGGAGCGCCUGCCAGUAGUGCCAGUGCCGCGCCCGCGCCCGCGCCGGGCUCUCGCCGCGGCACGCACGCAUCUUCGAGAACGAUCGAGAAGCGCGAGCCUUUCAGGUUGUAGACGAUUUAAGGACGAUAUUAAAAUAAUACUUACCGCUCUAAUUACACUGCUAAAGAAAAAAUAUCUUCCGAAGAUAUUUUUUUCCUUAUAGUGAAGUUUGCGGAUAAUAGUUACCUGUGUGGUGAGAGUCGCUUUGACUUGUGAUAUUACGUAUUCACGAUUUUUCUUUCUUCGCUUGAUUGUAUUUGAUGUCUAGGCCAAAUAUAUGUAAAUUUAUUCCAUCUUUUAAAAAAUCUAUUUGAGUCGUUGCGACUGUCAUGAGCAUAGAGAAUGUUAUAAUUAAUACUAACCGAGAAUUAACCGAUUCGCGAAUUAAGCAAAGCUUAAUUUUAUAAAAGAACGAAUUUGCGAAUGUGGCUUUUUAGUUAAGUAAAAGUUAAUAGAUGGUAGUAGUAAAACGUAAAGUCUGCACUUGUUGCCUUGUAUACUUAUUUUUUUCUACAAUCUGUGCAGUUUUGUGCACAUUGGAUUACUUUAUUUAUUUUGUGAUGUCAGUAUUCUCCAGUUAACUCUUGCUGUGUCUUAGCAAGAUAUUAUUUCUUUAUCAAUGUGAAUAUUCCCCCCUUUCUCUUAUUUAUUGUCAACGUUGCCAUAUGUUAGUGUAUGUUUUGUAUGUAAAAUACGUAUUACGGUCUCUCUAUUGAGACUGGCUGGACGGAAAAGUGUGAUUUUGUAACCUUUUUGUAAUAUUGUUUUUCUUUUAGGGACCAUUUUGUAAACGAACUAUUGAGUAUGUAAUGCCGGGCCAGCGUUUGUAUUGGUCAAAUUCACGCGCGUCGUUAACGCCAGACUUCGUGUGUUGAUAGCCCAAUAACAAAUGUUGGCCAGUCAUUUGUUAAGGUGAUAAAUAGUCGUUGAGUGAUUAAUUUUGUAUGCACAAUCAUGUCUUUAUUAUUUCACUUUUAAUUCUUUUGUGUUCACUUUUAUUGGUAUGAAUGAUUUCAUGGUUAUCAUUUGAUAUCAUAUGAUGUACACAUUAUGUACAUGUUAUUAUAUUUAUACGGUGAUAUUGCACAAUUACUUGUUAUAACGGGAAUAAAGUGUUAUUUGGUUAACAAAGAUCAUGAAGUGCACACUGCUAUCGCCAAAGCGGUGUGCCUUUUAUGUGUAAAAUAUCUGCUCAUGAAAAUAAUUCCAAACGGACUUUUAUGUUUAAGAGAUUUAACAAAAGUACACGUUGUCGCAAAAAGACAUUACUUCUAAAUGCUAAGAAUAACUUUGAUGUAUGAAAUGUAAUGCUUUAAAAUGUAACCUUCCUUCAUUUUAUAAAAAAAAUGUUAACCAACACUCACACUUAUAUUUGUUAAUUUUUAUCUUAAAUCUGACUCUACAGUUAAGUCUUUAUUAUUAGUUAUUAAACUAUUAAUCUGGUCAUUUUUAUUUAAAUCAUUGUUAUAUUUGUUAAAUGUAAAAUCAAAGCAACUAAAAAGUUUGCAAUAUUUUUUGUAUAAAAUAAAUAAUGAUUCUGAAGAGCUACAGUGUUUAAAAUCUCAUUUUUGAUUUCAAAAUAUAAAAUAAUAACAAAUAA
Molecule: messenger RNA, 29425 nt
Organism: Cydia strobilella
Lineage: Eukaryota; Metazoa; Arthropoda; Insecta; Lepidoptera; Tortricidae
Gene: shot
Exons: 104
Coding region: 280-27897 (9205 amino acids)
Biological process (GO): wound healing; intermediate filament cytoskeleton organization
Cellular component (GO): cytoskeleton; cytoplasm; membrane
Molecular function (GO): structural molecule activity; microtubule binding; calcium ion binding
Source: RefSeq, a predicted model, not a curated record